Messenger RNA from Ricinus communis (castor bean), 2776 nucleotides. RefSeq names its product N6-adenosine-methyltransferase MT-A70-like. Gene Ontology annotation, cellular component: RNA N6-methyladenosine methyltransferase complex. The coding region runs from base 158 to 2383 and encodes 741 amino acids. The transcript is spliced from 7 exons. The record is from RefSeq and is a predicted model, not a curated record. Lineage: Eukaryota; Viridiplantae; Streptophyta; Magnoliopsida; Malpighiales; Euphorbiaceae.
UUCCUUAUGAAAAUGUGAAAAGAAUAAAAUAAAAUAAAAUGGCUGCCGAGAGGCAGCAAGCCGACGUAUAGUUUCAGUCUCUUAAACCCUCAAAAUCUGCAAAAACCUCACCUUUAGAUUGUUUCUAUAAAAAUCCAUAACCUAAAACUGCAAAUCAAUGGAGACCCAAUCAGAUGGCACCUUCAACAGCAGCGAUGACACUUCUUCAGUAUCCACAAUCAAAACCCUUCGUUCUAGACUAGAAUCCCGAAUUGAAACCCAGCACAAUUCCCAACUCGACCUUAUAGCAUCACUCCGAUCUUUAGUGCCUAACAUUGUUUCUUCUCUUGAUGUUUCUCUUCAAAUCGUCUCUUCGUUCAAUUACAAACCCUUUACCCCAACGCCUCCACUCCCCAACCCAACAAAAACAGCCAUCGAAAUCACAAACCCACCACAGAACCCGUCGAGUCCUCAAAUCGGUAUUCACUCAAAACCUGAAAGUUCCAAUAUUGACACCAAGAAACCGAAACCGAACCAAUUGAAUGGUAACAAUGAUAAGUUUGAUAUUGAUGAAAAUGGGUCUCCUUUGUCUGUUGUGAGGGUUAUGGUUGCGGAGUGUUUAUUGCAGAGAGUACCUUUUGAUCCUAUUGAUUCUUCGACGGUUUUGAGGAAGCUGGAGAAUGACCAGAAUGCGACGGCGGCGGAGAAGGCUGCGUUGAGAGAGGUGGGUGGUGAGUCUGGUGCUAUUCUUGCAGUUGAGAUGGCUUUGAGGUCAAUGGCUGAAGAGAAUCAUGGGAUUGAGUUGGAGGAGUUUGUGGUUAGUGGUAAGUCUAGAGUUAUGAUUUUGAAUAUCGAUAGAAAUAUAUUAGUUAAGGAAUUGCCUGAAAGUGCUCAGUAUCAACAGCAGUUAGAGUCUGAUUUAAAUCAGAAUCACAAUCAGGGUAAUAGUAAUAAUGGCGGGGUUGACGUGAAUAACAGUGGAGGUUUUGGGAUGGGAGGACAGGUAAUGCAGAGACCAAUGCCGGCAGAUAUGUGGAUGGGUGGGGAUAUGUGGAAUGGGCCUCCUAGAGGAGGGAUGGUGGGUCCAAGGGGGAUGAUGAUGGGAACGAGAGGGAUGAUGCAGAGACCACCAUUGCCAAUGCAGCAGCAGCAGAAGCAAAGAACUGAGGAAGAUGAUUUGAAAGAUUUGGAAGCUUUGCUUAAUAAGAAGUCAUUUAUGGAGAUGCAGAAGUCCAAGACUGGAGAGGAGCUUUUGGACCUCAUCCAUCGGCCUACUGCCAAAGAAACUGCUGUGGCUGCUAAGUUCAAGACCAAAGGUGGUUCUCAACUGAAGGAGUACUGUUCAGCUCUAACAAAAGAGGAUUGCAGGCGUCAAUCGGGUUCCUUUAUAGCAUGUGAGAAGGUCCAUUUUCGGCGAAUUAUUGCUCCUCAUACUGACGUCAGUCAGGGUGACUGUUCUUUUCUAGACACUUGUCGUCACAUGAAGACAUGCAAGUAUGUUCAUUAUGAGCUUGACCCUACUCCUGAUGUACCACCUAUGAUGAUGGGUGCUCCCCCCAAAGCUUUAAAGCCCCAGCGUGCAGAGUAUUGCUCAGAAGUAGAACUCGGUGAACCACAAUGGAUUAAUUGUGAUAUUCGUAAUUUUAAAAUGGAGAUUUUAGGGCAAUUUGGAGUUAUAAUGGCUGAUCCACCUUGGGAUAUUCAUAUGGAACUGCCUUAUGGAACAAUGGCUGAUGAUGAAAUGAGAAACCUUAAUGUUCCUGUAUUACAGACUGAUGGUUUGAUUUUCCUUUGGGUUACUGGACGUGCAAUGGAGCUUGGACGCGAGUGUUUGGAUCUCUGGGGUUACAAGCGUGUUGAGGAGAUAAUAUGGGUAAAGACUAAUCAACUUCAGCGAAUUAUUAGAACAGGCCGGACAGGCCAUUGGCUCAAUCAUAGCAAGGAGCAUUGUCUUGUUGGAAUUAAGGGAAACCCAGAAGUGAACAGGAAUAUUGAUACUGACGUCAUUGUUGCCGAGGUUCGAGAGACAAGCCGUAAGCCAGAUGAGAUGUACCCUUUGCUGGAGAGGAUUAGUCCAAGGACGAGAAAGCUUGAAUUGUUUGCACGCAUGCACAAUACUCAUGCUGGGUGGAUGUCACUUGGUAAUCAAUUGGAGGGAGUGCGACUGGUUGAUGAUGGCCUGCGAGCUAGAUUUAAGGCUGCUUACCCAGAUGUUAUGGUGCAACCUUCCUCUCCUCCCCGGGCUUCUGCUAUGGAAGUAGAAUCUGCUUCUCAAAUGAGGAAUCCUUUUGCAGUGACAGAACCAAAGUCAACUGCCGCACAUUCAGCAGAGCAUGCAGCUCUGGAGACGGCCUAUAUUUCUGAAGAGAAGCCAAUGGCUGUAGAUACUGAUAUGGCUGGCUGAAUGGCUCUGAUCCUCUUGAUAAUCAAGCAUGAGACACGAGGGGGGAUUUGGAUCCCCGACCAUUCUACCAUUCGGUCAGAGCAGUGCAGACCAGUUUCUAUGCUAUAUAUUAUGUCCCCAUUAGAUCAGGCUAACAGCAAAACAUAUGUAGCACAACAUGUAAAAGUCACUAGUUGCAAUUCAUACUGCUCCGUUACAUGGAUGAUUCUUUUCUUUUUGGUCCAGAAGGCUGAGAAGAUCCCCACCAUCUUUCGGACUCGAUUGUCAGAAUUCAUUGUCAACUAGAUUGAAAUCGUCCUUAUAUAAAUAGACUUGUCGGAAAUUCUUAUAGAGAAUCUUUUGAACUGGAAAUUUUUAAUCUUUCACAUUGCGAAACAUAUAUUCGACUUUCAA